CUUCCCUCCACUUUCCCUCGCAUCCAGCGCCAAACUCCUCCGCCCCCCUGAUGAUUCGCCCGAUGCCCUUGCGUGCAGAUGAGGCGGAUUGAGUUGUCUAUCUUGCCAGCAAACUACUUCCUUUGGGCUCCCCCGCAGUGGAGCUACGCAGAUGGGUGCCUGACCGCCAGCCGUUGCCUUGUCCUUGACUGGUCAUCGAGUGGCCAGGCUGAUCGCAAGGUGCAGCACGCAGCAAGCAGCACCCCAAACCCCCCCCCCUCCCAAGUCCCCAUCCAGCCUUCCAGCCUUGCUUCUCCGAUUCAUCUUUCUUCAACUUCAGUCCCCCUCCCAGCUCCAUCGAUGCAACGGCCAUUGUCGCUGUUGUGAAAUGCCCCGUGCCGUCGGCCCCAUUCUAGCCCGGCCAUGUUUUCCGCCCAUGAGGAGGGCCCGAGUUUCUGGGGAGUGUUGAUCAAUGCCGACAAGAGCCCUGCCCCAUUGCUGGAGCAGCUCUGCUUGGAGAUCGCGCACAUCAUAGCGUCGUUUGAUGAUUACGGCACCAACGACCUGACCCCCGAACGGUUGGCCGCGUUUUAUCGCAAGGUCGGCGGGAACUACGAUGUCCUUUUCCUCCAAACCAAACCCUCCGCCCUGUCCUUCAUCUACCAGCGCCUCGGCUGCUUCCACAGCAUUCAACCAACCUCAGACCCCUACAAGCCUCCCGCCAUCCCCGCGUUACAACCCAACGGCUUCGUGCGAUGGCAAACCAUCCAGCUGCUUCUCGACCCGGACGAGCAUUGUCGCUACCUCCAAAAUGCGGUCGAAUUAUGGGAUAUUGAGAAUCCCAACGGGGGAGUCUUCCCCAAGAUGAUCCCCCGGGAAGCCUUUCCGGACAUACCGGAUCUAGAAAUGAUGGAAUGGCAUGAAGAGGUUAGCCGGCGGUUCGAGCUGGACUAUGUGAAGCGAAACAUCCUACGAGCUUCCCCACCAAAUUUUGGCACCUAUCAUUAUCACUUUAAUCACAAAGACGUCCCCUCUCCCAAGGAGGAGAAGACCGCUACUCCCCGCCGUCGAACAACCGCACACCGCGCCCAUAUGGUUCCGGAGGAACCAGAUCCUCACACUCGGCACCGGCGUCGUCGAAGCGCUGAAUUUACACCGUCGAUCUCUCGUCGCGUUCCGUCCACCCAUUUCUCCCAUCCUCCAGACUUCGAGGAACCCCAUCGAGCGCCGUCGCCGCCAAUGUGGGCCAAACCCGUACCCAAGGCGAGGGGUCGCGACCGCGUUCCGUCAUUUGCCCGCCCAGUAAGCCCUGGCAGCUUUCCGGGGCACAGUGCAUCCGACGCAUCAUCCGAAGACUCCAGCGGAGCACCGCGCGAGACAUCCCCCACUACAGACCGACAUGGCCGCCAUCUGUAUCCUUCCACGCCCCAAUCGCACGGUCGCCGGCAUUCGCACGAAGCAUAUGCGAGAAAGCCCGAGCGCGAAUUCUCCCCGGAGAACCCACGACGGUACGCUCACCGAGAUGCAUACAACCCCAGCUCAGCCAGACCGUACGACUCCGACGGUGCACGCCGUGCACGGUCAUCGAGGUUCUACGCCGAUGAGCCAGUCCACCCCCGAAACCCCGGUCCCAGCUACCGCGAGCACGCCUUUAGCGACCCGUCCACCGUCCCGAUCAACCCCGAAGUCCCUGUAUAUACGCACGUACACCCUCGCUACAUGAACAUGAACAAUGGCUACGUCGUCCGCCCGCCUCCAGACAUCGAGAUGUGUGGAGUAGACGACAACCGCCGGAGUUACAGACCUGCUCCUCCUUCCAACCCCACGGGGUUUGGCAAUCCCACAACCAUGCCCGAACGCACGCCAUACCCAAGUGGGGGGUACCGAUCCCAAAGAUGGGCCAAUCCAGUCCAGUCAUCCCCUGUGCGGGGAAUCCCCGUAGGCAUGCCGGACAUGGAAUAUCCGUUACGAACUCGAAGGCCAACAACCAUGUAUGACCGGUGAAAGAAAUUAACUGCCAUUUUAUCAUCACCUAACGCGUAUCAUACCCUGACUAUGACUAUGAACAUGAACAUGACCUUGACCAUGACCAUGAACUAAUGAUGACCACCAAUUUACGGCCGCUUCCCGGUUCCCUCUCUUCUCUUCUCCCCUUGCAGCAUUUUAUUAUUUUUUUUCUUAUAUUAUCCUACCUAUUUAUGAACUGCACAGUACAGUACACGUGCAUUGAUGACGAACGACAGUAAGGACAUGUGACCUGAUGGAUGGAGCGAUGGAUGCAUGAUAUGAUCGAUCUUCAGUAGCUAGGCGUUAACAUGGGUGGCCUUUUCUUUUUUCACGAUAUACCUACCUAGUUAGUGGGACGUCUCAAUAUCAUACAUAACAUAAC
Messenger RNA from Aspergillus heteromorphus CBS 117.55, 2368 nucleotides. RefSeq lists its product as uncharacterized. NCBI's taxonomy places the organism in Eukaryota, Fungi, Ascomycota, Eurotiomycetes, Eurotiales, Aspergillaceae. The coding region runs from base 403 to 1983 and encodes 526 amino acids. The record is from RefSeq and is a predicted model, not a curated record. The transcript has 2 exons.